AUGGCGGAAGCCCAGUUCAAAGACAUUAUGAUGCAGCCCAAAUUGGAGCUCUCGGUGAAUCCGAACCGCUUGAUUCAAAACAUUCCGCAUCAACCCGAUGUUGUAGUAGACAAACCGGCUCCAUUCAUCGAAACUGUGCCGAUUCCAGCUCCGAAAAUUCGAGAAGAAAGUUUGCCCAGGAAAAGAGGAAGGCCAAAGAAAGAAAAGGUGAGUGGAUCUUCAAAAAGAAUUUUUUUUUUUUUUUUUUUUUUUUUUUUUUUUUUUUGAUUUUCAAAUUUUGCGCACUGUGCGGAGCUGAUUUUUAUGGGAAAAAAAUUAUUUUUUUUUUCUCAAAAAAACUUGAUUGAAAUCUAGAUUAGAAUUUUAUAAGAUACAUUUGAGAUUUCUAGCUCACUUUUUGAAGAAAUCGCUGAGAUUUUUACCGAAAACAAAAAAAUUAAAAAAAAAAUUUUUUUUUCGAUUUUCGACCUGAAAAAUUGAUGUUAUAUUUUUGCUAAUCAACAGAAUAUUUCUAUAAAAAAUCAAUUUUUUCCCAGUGAAAUUCGCUGAGAUAGCGCAAAAAAUCUUUUCUUUUCUCUGGCCGUCUCCUAAAUUUCCAUGCUCUCUCGAAAAAUGAUUGUCCAAAAUCUCGGCUAAAUUUGCAACUGGCGAGCUGAAAAUUUCAGCGAUUGAUUAGUGGACUGUAUAGAUUCCCUACACCAAAUUUGAAGACAAUCAAAAAAAAUUUUUUUUAACUUUUUUACUUUUAGGAAGACCUGCCAAAACGCCCUCGAGGUCGUCCUUGUAAGAAUCCGGUGGAUUGGACGGAGUAUAUCCUCCCGAGUUUCGCUCAUAUCAUCCCGAAAAGGGAGCCGGAUGCUCCGGGCUCUUCAACUGCGCUUCAGCCGGCUCCACUCCCGGUUCCUCUGCCCCGGCCAAAAAUCAAGUUGCAUUUGUCGGACGACAAGAAGAGCAAUGAAUCCGUGGCACUGAACUUUGUCAAUAGAUUGUUGGGAAUCCGGCGGCCGAGGGGAAGGCCACGUUUGCAUCCGCAAAGGGUAGGAAAUUUGAAGAUGUUUUGGUUGAAGUCUAGUGUAAUAUAAAAAAAGUGAUAACUCAAACUGUGAGCGUUGGAUCUGCUUCAAAUUUAGCAUACACUCUCUAAAUAGGGUGAAAUUUUAAUCAGCCAAGUUUCGAUGCAUUUCCGCGUGGCAAGGGUAGGAAAUUUGAGGAUGUUUUGGUUGAGGUCUAGUGUAAUAUAAAAAAAGGUGAUAACUCAAACUGUGAGCUUUGGAUCUGCUUCAAAUUUAGCACACACUGUCUAAAUGGCCUACAUUUUAAUCCCUCAAAAUUUUGGUUUGCUAUUUGCAAUGGUCGCUGAGAUAUUCGAGGUCGAGGAUAUUCGGGUGGUGCACAUCCUGAAUAUCCUCGACCUCGAAUAUCUCAGUGACCGUUGCAAAGAGCGAACCAAAAUUUUCAGGGAUUAAAAUCUAGGUCAUUUAGAGAGUGUAUGCCAAGUUUGAAGCAGAUCGGACGAUCACACUUUGAGUUAUCGUCUUUUUUUAUAUUACACUAGACAUCAACCCAAUCAUGUUCAAAUUUCCUACCUUUGCCACCCGGAAAUGCAUCAAAACUUGACUGAUUAAAAUGUGACCCAUUUAGAGAGUGUAUGCCAAAUUUGAAGCAGAUCGAACGAUCACACUUUGAGUUAUCGUCUUUUUUUAUAUUACACUAGACCUCAACCCAAUAUUGGCACUUUCAGGAUCCAAGCCUCCCGAAAAGACCUCGCGGCCGUCCCCGUCAUGACGAUCCCAACAAUCCCAUACACAGAGUCGUCAGUCAGGCUCGCAUUGACGCCGAAACCCAGUUGAUGAACUUGGUCGCGAACGCGAUGCGAAGUAAAACCCCGAAAGAAGAGCCCCAAACUGAAGCCAGUUUCUCCGGAUUCCCCUUGAAUUUGAGUCGGGAGAGCGAUGCGGAUAAGGUGAGGAGACUUUUUUGGAAAUUAGAUGAUUUUUUUGGGAUUUUUGAAUAAAAAAUUUUGACUUUUUUUAGCAAAGUGACAAUGAAAUGAAUGGAAAUGAAGAUUCAGCGGAUGUCAACGACUUUUACCCACAAAUCGAGUAUUUGGAGUGAGUUUUCUUGGGGAAUCUGGUAGAUUCAGUGUGAAAAAUCACUAUUUGUUACCUAAAAUAAUAUUAUUUUUGGUUGAAAAAAUUAAAUUUUCUCUAAAAUAAUGCUCAGUUAUGUCAAGAAAUGUGGUUUUAAGAGUAAUAUAAUACAUUUUUUGAAAUUUUCUCCAACAAAAAAUUUUUUUUUGAUAGAAAAUUCAAAAAUCGUCUAAAAUAAUAUAAUUUUUGCCUAGAAUAAGGUGGUAUUUGCCCAAAAUAAGAUAAUUUUCUACUAAAAAUAUACAUUACAAUGGCGGACCUGAUCCAGUGAAAAAAAACUUACCAUUUUGCAUCCGGGAAGUAUCAAAAACGCGGCAAAAUGCCUCCCUCUCAAAGUAAAAAAACUUCGUUUUGAAGGGCGCGCCUCACAAAAAGAACGAGCGCGCUUUUGAAAUCGGAAUGUUUUCACUUGGAGAGGGAAGCAUUUUGCCACAUUUUUGAUACUUCCCGGAUGCAAAAUGGUACGUUUUUUGCCGCUGGAUCAGGUCCGCCACUGUAAUUAUAGUUUUAGAAAGAAAUUGUCUUAUUUUGGGGGAAAUAGCACCUUAUUCUAAAGAAAAAUUGUAUUAAUUUAGGUGAUUUUUACAUUUUCUACCAAAAAAAAUUUUUUUGGCAGAAAAGAUUUCAAAAAAAUGUGUUAUCUUUGUCUUAAAAAAAUCAUUUUUUAGCCAUGUCGAAGGUGAAAUAUUGAUAUUUUGACCAAAAAAUAUUUCCUUUUUUGUCGUUUUCACCUAAAAAAUACAAUGGGGGACCUGAUCCAGUAGCAAAAACGUACCAUUUUGCAUCCGGGAAGUAUCAAAAAUGUGGCAAAAUACCUCCCUCUAUAACUAAAAAAAGCGAAGAGCGCGCCGUUUCCCUUACAAAAAGCAAAGUAUUCGGCGCAGCGACAUUGUGCUCAUUAUUUCCCCGACAAACUGAUAAGUAAUGAAACCUGCCUAUAACGAACAAUUUCAAGGGUAUCCAGACCUACAGUGGGGGACCUGAUCCAGUGGCAAAAACGUACCAUUUUGCAUCCGGGAAAUAUCAAAAAUGUGGCAAAAUGCCUCCCUUUCCGAGUAAAAAAACUCCAAUUUCAAAAGCUUUUCAAAAGCGCGCCCACUCUUUAUGUGAGGGAAAGGGCGCGCAGUUCAAAACGGAGUUUUUUUUAGUUGGAGAGGGAGGUAUUUUGCCACAUUUUUGAUGCUUCCCGGAUGCGAAAUGGCACUUUUUUUGCCACUGGAUCGGGUCCGUUACUGUAAUUCCCCUCAAAAAUUUUCAGCACCGACUCCCCGCUCUACCGCAAUCUGUGGCGGACCCAUCGUCUUGCGGAGCGCGAAGUCAUCUUCCCAAGGUCUCAACUGGAGAAAGUGUUGGACGAAAAUCUUUUGAUCUGUCUUCCAGGCCCCGAAAUUGCCCGAAAAGAUUUGCAGGUGAGCCCAUCGGCGGUCUCCAGAUGCACUUGUGGCUACGAUGUGGCGGAAUCGGAAUGUGGCCGAUAUAUGGCGCUGAAGUUGAGACCGAACAAGAGCUGUGAAUGGUAUUUGAGCAUGGACAAAAUGGAGGGAGUCCGGUUUUUGUGGCCCUUCAAACAUUCUUGA
This is a messenger RNA of Bursaphelenchus xylophilus (pine wood nematode), 3727 nucleotides long. The record is from the annotation of a GenBank genome assembly. Lineage: Eukaryota; Metazoa; Nematoda; Chromadorea; Rhabditida; Aphelenchoididae.